AUGAAUAUUUUGUGUAUUGUGGGAAUAGCAAUGUGUGCUUUCAGUGAAAUAAUGCCACGAAUACGCCAUUUGGGUAACGUAGCAAGCGAAGACCUACGUAGAGUAAGCAGCAAUCUGUACAAGAAGAGCGUAGCAGUAAAGAACAAGGUCGUGAAGAAGGCACGUUCUGGAGCUGCAAAAGUGAACAAGUUCGUUAAUGUGCAUGUGAGGAAGAUUCACUCAAAGAUGGCUGAAUAUCGUGAGAAGAAGAAGGAGGAGUCAGAGAACCUGGUUGAUCAAAUGAAACAGAUACUCGAGCAAUCGAAGGAGAAGCAACAGGAUAAGAAAUUGUAG
Messenger RNA from Enterospora canceri, 333 nucleotides. Lineage: Eukaryota; Fungi; Microsporidia; Enterocytozoonidae. The record is from the annotation of a GenBank genome assembly.